This is a messenger RNA of Maudiozyma saulgeensis, 1029 nucleotides long. Lineage: Eukaryota; Fungi; Ascomycota; Saccharomycetes; Saccharomycetales; Saccharomycetaceae. The record is from the annotation of a GenBank genome assembly.
AUGCCGAGUGAAAAGGUUGUCCUAAUUAUUGGAGCCAACAGUACACUAGGUUUAAAUAUUGCCUAUAGACAGAUCGAAAGUCAAGAUCCUGAAGAUUCAUUGACCUUCAUAUUAACCUCUAGAUCUAUCGAACGCGCGAAAGAAGCUGGUGAUGCGAUAAAAACAUUUAAUGAUCAACGGGAAGCAACUCGGGAGGUUAAGACUGUUCCGUUAGUUUUAGACCUCACAGAUAUGAAGAAUGUGUUGAAUGCAAGUAUUACUUUGAAUAAAACCUAUAAAGAAAUUAAUUAUGUAUACGUGAAUGCAGCUUUAGGAGUAUGUUCCGGGAUCAAUUGGUUCAGGGCCAUCCAAGAAGUAAUAACUAACCCUGUUCAGGCAGUAACAGAUCCUCAUUAUAAGAUUCAAAAGGUCGGGUUGAUGUCAAAGGAUGACAUGGGUUUGGUAUUUGAAGCAAAUAUAUUCGGACCAUAUUACUUGAUAAGAAAGAUUCUACAAGUGCUGUCAGCUGGUAAGGCAGUAAUAGUAUGGAUUUCGAGCAUUAGAUCAGAUCCAAGCUAUUUACCUUUUAAUGAUUUAGAACUGAUCGAAUCUUCCACCCCUUAUGAAGGUUCAAAAAGAAUGAUUGAUGUUAUGCACUUGGCUACAUAUAAAUCUUUGAAGGCUAAGGGUAUCUAUCAAUAUGUUGUACAGCCUGGUAUUUUUGUAAGUCAAUCGUUUAAUGUACACCUAAACAUCAUCACAUAUUAUUUGAUGAUGAUUAUGUUUUAUUUGGCAAGAAGAUGGGGUUCUUACUGGCAUACCAUCGAUCCUUAUAAGGCUGCAAAUUCACCAGUAUAUGUUACAACAUUUCGUGAUCGUGAUUUUGAAAGACAGGAUAUUAAAUAUGGCUCUGCCACAUAUAACGACGGUGUUGAACACAUUAAACCUGAAGAAUUGAACUCCAUUGGUAAAGGACAAGUCUUAGAGUUCUUAUCGUCUAAGGAAAAAGAGUGGGACAUAAGAUUAAACGUCCAGGAAACAAAAAAUUGA